UUUUCUCUUCUAUUCAUAACCAAACCUAUGAGCCUAUAAAGCCUCUCCAAUUUUACCAAUCACACUUUCUUGUUCCAAGAAAUUUGGACAAUGGAGUAACACUUCCAUUACACACUUAAAUACUCACCAGUCUUCCCCAAGAACACAUCAAUGGCUGCUCUGUGUAGAAUCAGAAGACCCCAUUUGCUUUUCUCCAAUUCACUCAAACGACUCCUCAACAUAUGGACUCACCACAACAUUCUGGUUCAAACCCCUUUUACAAAACACAAUCUUUCUCCAUUUUCUUCAACACCCACUUCCCAAAAACCCAUAAAUUCUCCUCCCCCAAUCUCUAUAGACGAUUCAAUUAUCGUUGAUAGACUUGUUCACAUAUUCACUAAGCCUCUUGAUUCAUCAAAAAGCCAAGAACUUGAUGAGUUGGGUUCAAAGAUUACUACUUGUAUUGUUGAAUUUGUUCUUAGAAAGCUUAGAAGUUGGAGAAUAGCUCAUUUGUUUUUUAAUUGGGCUUCGAAUUUAAAAGAGUAUCGUCAUAAUUGUCAUACUUUUAACUUGAUGGCAGAGUGCUUAUCAGGUGCUCGACAGAUUGACUCAAUGAGAGUGUUGGUUAAUGAUGUAGUUAAGUUUCAGUGUUAUUUUACGCCUCGUGGUUUGGGUUUCUUUAUAAGGUGUUUGGGUAAUCAAGGGUUGGUUACGGAGGCUAAUGAAUUGUUUGAUCAGAUGAAAAAAUCGGGUCUUUGUGUUCCGAAUUGUUUUACUUAUAAUUGUUUGUUAGAUGCUAUAUCUAAGGGUGGUGAUGUUGGUUUAAUUGAGUUGAGAUUGAAGGAGAUGUGUAGCUAUGGGUGGGAGCUUGAUAAGUAUGCUUACACGCCAGUUUUGCAGUGUUACUGUAAUGCGGGGAAUUUUGAAAAUGCGUUGGUUGUUUUUAAUGAGAUGCACGAAAAGGGAUUGGUCGAUGCACAUGUUUUGUCGAUCUUGUUAGUUUCUUUUAGUAAGUGGGGUAAGGUGGAUAAGGCGUUUGAGUUGGUUGAGAGGAUAGAAGAGCUUAACAUUAGCUUAAAUGAGAAGACAUGUUUUGUUUUGAUUCAUGGUUUUGUGAGGGAAGGUAAAACAGAUAAAGCGUUGCAACUGUUGGAUAAAAUGAAGAAAUUGAGUUUUGUGCUGGACAUUUCUGUUUAUGGUGUUCUAAUAGAAGAGUUGUCUAGGAAUAAGGAGAUUGAGAAAGCUAUGCAGCUGUACGAGGAUAUGAAUGUUUCAGGAGUGCAUCCUGAUAUUAAAAUACUUAGUGAUCUUAUGUCUUGUGUGCGUGAUGAAAGAGACAUGAUCCGGAUAGUUGAGGGGGGGUAUGAGAGUCUGGAUCUGAAAGCUAGGAUGUUGUUGUAUAAUUCUGUGCUGAAAGGACUUAUUAACAAUGGUUCAACUGAUAAAGCAUAUCAUCUACUUUCUGCAUCAACGGGUCUUGACUCUAGUGGUGAUUUUAAUGAGGACAAUCUUUUCCCCAUGAAGGAACUUGCUUGUCCUGAUACCAUUUCUUUUGAAAUAGUUAUUGAUGGUUUGUGUCGUGUGGAUAGGUUGGAAAUUGCUCUCAGCCUGUUUAGAGAUAUGGACCAUAUUGGUUGUAAACGCAGUGUGCUACUUUACAAUAAUUUAAUUGAUUCCUUGAGUAGGGCCAGCAGACUCAAUGAGUGUUACGAGCUUUUGGAUGAGAUGAAACAGUCAGAAUUUCAGCCGACACAUUACACAUACAACUCAAUUUUUGGAUGCUUAUGUAGGCAAGGGGAUGAUGCAGGCGCCCUUGCUAUGGUGAGGGAGAUGCGUGUGCAUGGCCAUCAACCUUGGAUAAAAUAUUACACACUGCUCAUGAAGAAACUCUGCAAAGAUGGGCAAGUAGUCAAAGCUUCUAACUUUCUUGCUGACAUGGUUCAAGAAGGAUUUCUCCCUGAUGUAGUUGGUUAUUCGGCAGUCAUAGACGGCCUUGUUAAGAUUAAACAGUUGGAUGAUGCACUGAAUCUUUUCAGAGGGAUCUGUGCUCGGGGUUAUUGCCCUGAUGUGGUUGCCUAUAACAUUAUGAUAAAUGGGCUUUGUAAGGCCAAAAGAGUAGUUGAAGCCCAGAAUCUUCUUGAUGAAAUGAAGGAUAAGGGGCUUAUUCCAUCAGUUGUUACCUACAACUCACUGAUAGAUGGGUGGUGCAAAACUGGUGAUGUAGAUCGAGCAAUUGCAUUUCUCACUAGGAUGAAUGUAAAAGAACGGGAGCCCAAUGUUAUCACUUACACCACUUUAAUAGAUGGGUUAUGCAAUGCCGGCAAACCAAGUGAUGCUAUUAAUCUUUUGGUCAAUAUGGAGGCAAAUGGGUGCUCUCCAAAUAGAAUAACUUUUAUGGCUCUCAUUAGUGGUCUGUGCAAGUGUCGGAAGCCAGAUGAUGCUCUGAUUUAUCUGCAGGAAAUGGAGAGGAAGGAUAUGAAACCCGAUCCAUCGAUCUACAUAGUGCUAAUUGAUGCUUUUAUAAAAAAUAUGAAUCCUAAUGAAGCUUGUGACCUACUACAAAAGGUGGUCCAUGACGAGUCUCUUCUAGAUUUAAAUAUUAAGAGUCGACCUAUUCUCAAAGAGGCAAUACGUUCCCUAUCAGCAGAUCCAAGGACUUCCUCACAUGUAAAAAUCCUGCUGGAGGAGGGUCACCUUACAGCACUCUGUAAUGUCUGUGAAAUUGGAUGAGAUCAUUAGAUAUAUUAGACGUCUUGACCUCAUUGUCAUAUAUAGUUGCAUAGGAUUAACAACGAAAGUCAGGAAUUGAAGAGCAUCUAGUGUUGAGCUCUAUGCUUUGCUGGUUUUGGUGGACUGGCUAGUUUCUACUCAUUGUUUAAUCGUCAAUGAGAAGUUCUACACCCUACAUUUGAUAUAAUGGCAACACACUGAGGGGUUUGGUUGAAAAGCUUGAGGGACUUUAUUUGUUGAGGAGAAUCGAUGUGUGAACUCUAGUAAGUAGCAAAGAAGUGUGGUGGCUGUAUGAUGGACCAGUCACCAAGUCCGUUAAGGCGUCAGCGCAUCUCAGGUAUAACUCGAGAAGGUAUUCUACGACAUCUGCAACGCUUCAGCGCCAAACAAGUUGAGUCGGCUAUAUGAAUCCUCACUGACCAUGUCACUCCUUAUAAGCUCAUCUCAGACUAAUAUUAUAUGAAAUAAAGAUGUGUGGCAGCAUAAUUAGAUACACUUCAGUGUUGAGCUUUAUCAGGUUUCUCUUCCUUGCAAUUUUGAGGAAGCUUUUUUGUUGCAACUUCCAUUUGUUGGCUUUUGCAUUGUUAGAUGAAAUCGCCUCUACAGGUUGAUGAAUCACAACUACGAUGAACCCAUUUCUGACAAAAGAGGGGUCUCUUAUAAGAUCUAGAAGCUAUGCUUACAGCUUGUUUAGGAGGUGCAUGGUGAUUUGGGACAAGUUUUGAUUACUGGAGUCUCAUCUGUAGAGCUUCCUCUUAUCUGUUAUUGUCGUUUAGCUAUCCUGAUGAGAUCUUGUUGAUCUUCUUGUGUUGAUGGGCAAAUAUGUGUGGUAUCGUAUUUUUUUGGAGGAAUAAGAAAGGCUCUCUGACCUGCAGCUCCCAAUGAUAGUGUUUGAUGAAUUUCAGUCUUCUAUUGUACAUACUCAUUUCUGUAUUUGCUAAUGACUGAUACCUUGAUUUCUGGCAGAAUUGAAAAGUUCCAAUGAAUUCUUUGAAGAGAAAUCAUUUGGUUGUAGUCUUUUCCUGUUCCUUUUGUCUUCUCUUCAAGUGAAAAAACUGUUUUCCUACA
Solanum pennellii is the source of this 3777-nucleotide messenger RNA. RefSeq names its product putative pentatricopeptide repeat-containing protein At5g08310, mitochondrial. The coding region runs from base 151 to 2709 and encodes 852 amino acids. The record is from RefSeq and is a predicted model, not a curated record. Lineage: Eukaryota; Viridiplantae; Streptophyta; Magnoliopsida; Solanales; Solanaceae. The transcript has 3 exons. Gene Ontology annotation, molecular function: protein binding.